AUGAAGGAAAUUUUAGUCAAUCCGAAUGAAAUCAUCAUCAACGAGCAUCAAUAUGAUGACUCUUCUAUUUACUUCAUUUAAAAUGGAAUUAUAGAAAUUUAUCAAUAAUAAAUAUAAAAGCAAGGAGAAAUUAGAGUGAUUUAAACUUUGACAGAUGGCCAAAUAUUUGGCGAUAUUUCGUUUUUCACUGGACUGUAAAGACAAUCUUCUGCUAGAAGUGUUAAUUUAUCCACUCUGUAUAAAAUAAGUAGAGAUGAAUUCAUAGAGGUACUUAAAGAGAAUAAAGAAGAUUUUGAGCACUUUAAAAUGAUGCAGGAUCAAAUUAUAUUUCAAAAAGAAAAAUCUGUGAUUCAUAAUGUUUGCUACUAUUGCAAAGAUAGCAAUCACAUAGCUAAUUAGUGCCCAAGAACUCACAAAAUGUUUGAUAAACAAUUUAUCAUUUUAAAAGACAAUUUUUCUAUGUUUUAAGAAAGAUCUUAAUAGAAAAUUACAAAUAAAAAAAUAAAAUAAAAUAGUAGGCUAGAACUUAAAAGAAAUUUAGCAAGCCUUCAACGUCUUAAAUAUAAUUUAUAAUAUUCAGACGGAUAAAAUUUUUUUAUUUAUGAUGAUAAUUUGCUAAGUUCUUAUGAUUCAAUGUCUCAAAGCUCGAACUAUGAAGAUGAGGAAAAUACUCAAAGCCAAAUUCUUGAAUAAGAAAAAGAUGUACAUAAAAAGAAAAGCAUUAAAGCAAAAGAAAAGGAGAAAGAAAGAAAAAUAGAUAAAUCAAGUAGGAGUAUUGUUGAUAAAUCGAAUCAAUCUAAUCAGAGUGAAACUGAAUAAUAAAUAAAUCAAGAAAAUUAAAAUGAGAAAUGCCAUGAAAAUUUUAUUUAUGAAAAUUAAGAUACAAAUAAAAUUGCAUCGAAAUCUUUGAGCUCAUAAGCUAGAUUAAAGUCUUUCGAAGCAACUGAAGGCAUUGAUUUAAAUAAUGAAGAGUCUCAAAAAACUAUCUUUUAAAGAUAAAAAAGUUAAUAGGAAUAAAAUAAAAUAUUUUACAGAAGAGACUCCAAUAAUAUUUAACACAAAAAGAAUGAUUAAUAGUAUUAAUAAACUAAUAAUUAAAAUGAAAAUGAAAUUAUUAGCAAUUCGCACAUUUUCGAUAAACAGAAGAUUCAUUAGCAUAGUCAACAUCCAAAUAAUCUUUAGGAUUAAAAUUUAAGUCAAAUAAAAAAAGGUUCAAAUGGCAUUUCAAACAAGUAAUCUACCAAGCAAAUACCAAUUUAAUCUUCUGAAGAAAUAAUUUAAAAUAUUUAUCAAGAAAGCAGUCAAAUUUAAUAAAAUUUAAAGUUAGAAAACAAUAAAAAACAAUCUACAAAUAAUUUAAUAGCAUCUCACUCUAAAUUAAAUACAUUGCAGAAAAAUUAAAAGGUAUCUAAUCAAAAUCAUUAAGAAAGAAGAAUUUCUAUAGAUUACGCAUUCCAGAAUAUAGCUACUUUAUUAUAUUUACAAGGCAAAAACAUUUCGUCAUAAUAAUUAAAUAGUGGAAAUAACAUUUAUUAUGAGAAUACUGCUAAUUAUUCUAGCUCAAUAAAAAGAAUUAAAGAUCAAAAAGGUUCACGGUCAAGUUCUGCCACUUUAAAAAAUAAUAAAUUAUCUAAUAAUAGCAAUCUGUCAGAAGAUAACUCAUUAGAAGAAGUAAAAAUUGAUAAGUCGCUUGAAAUCAGCAAGAAAUAACUUUCAAAGUAAGAAUUACAAGUAAUUGAUAGACUCUCUAAGAUAAUCCAAUAAUCUUAACUUCCAUAUCUCCUUUAAUUAACAACAGCUAAAAGUUUUCAAUUUUUAGAUGUUUAAAACCCUAUGGAUUAUUUUGAUAAAAUAUAAUGCUUUAAGAAGUAUUAUCCUGAUUAUAAUAUUAAUAAAAUAAUUCAUAAAAUAAAAAUCCUACAAUAAGAAUAAAAGAGACUUAAAAAAGUUAAAUUAGCUUAAAGGGAACGCCGCUAAAAUAUAGGAGUGACAAAAAUUUCUAUAUUUUAAGCAAACUCUAACAUAAUUAGAUUCGUUCCUUAAUAAGAUUAUAAUAUUAAUUUAUACAAGCCUACAUAUCUUUCUUAUGGAAUCUAAAUGUAAAAAGGAAUUACUUACCCUAUUAAUAGUUUUUCUCAAUAAAAUAAUUGA
Tetrahymena thermophila SB210 is the source of this 2151-nucleotide messenger RNA. RefSeq names its product cation channel family protein. The transcript has 2 exons. Gene Ontology annotation, molecular function: nucleic acid binding; zinc ion binding. The record is from RefSeq and is a predicted model, not a curated record. NCBI's taxonomy places the organism in Eukaryota, Ciliophora, Oligohymenophorea, Hymenostomatida, Tetrahymenidae.